Molecule: messenger RNA, 693 nt
Organism: Mucor velutinosus
Lineage: Eukaryota; Fungi; Mucoromycota; Mucoromycetes; Mucorales; Mucoraceae
Gene: MDM10
Product: Mitochondrial distribution and morphology protein 10
Exons: 1
Coding region: 1-693 (230 amino acids)
Biological process (GO): DNA integration; DNA recombination
Molecular function (GO): DNA binding
Source: RefSeq, a predicted model, not a curated record
AUGAUAAAACAAGCACCUCCCGUCCCUAUACACCGACCCAAAAUCGACAUCUCCCCCGCGCUGACAUAUGCCCGUUCUAUUGUUUCUCGAACAACUACUUCUAUCAAGUUAUUACAACAGAAGUUAGUCUUUCUGCUUGCUAUGGCGGCCUUCCUCCGACCCUCUGACCUAGCUCGUAUCCCAUAUAACUCCUGCUCUAUCACGGAUACUGGCUGUCUUACUUUACAAGUCGUGGCGCCUAAAGAGACUCGGCGCAAACGACGCAUCAUCAAGCCCUUUACGAUCCAUCCUCAUGCGUCCGACAUAGAACUAUGCCCAGUUCAGUGUUUCAAGGCUCUUCGUGCUCACCCUGGUUUGGCUUCUCGUCCUCCUGGUUCACAACUCUUUGUAAAGUCUCAUCUCAUCCAACAGCCUCUAUCAUCUUCAACCAUUUCCUCAUGGCUACAUCGUGACUUUAUUGCACUCUGCACUUCUGAACCUAAUGUUUCCAUCCGUUCACUAGCAUCCUCACGAGCCUUAGAUCUUGGGGUCUCUAGAGACGACAUCGUAACUCUCGGUAAUUGGACUUCCUCCUCAACCUUCGAAAACCAUUAUCAACGUAAUCAGAUGGCUCAGAUGGACUUCACAUCAACGGUUCUUUCGGAUUCUCUUGACCAGUUCUUUGAUGCUCAUGAAGACUUUUCUCUGGAUUAG